Messenger RNA from Mugil cephalus (flathead mullet), 6102 nucleotides. It is a transcript of the gene dclk2a, whose product is annotated as doublecortin-like kinase 2a. The transcript has 17 exons. The record is from RefSeq and is a predicted model, not a curated record. Gene Ontology annotation, biological process: protein phosphorylation; intracellular signal transduction. The coding region runs from base 833 to 3604 and encodes 923 amino acids. Gene Ontology annotation, cellular component: microtubule cytoskeleton. Gene Ontology annotation, molecular function: ATP binding; protein kinase activity. NCBI's taxonomy places the organism in Eukaryota, Metazoa, Chordata, Actinopteri, Mugiliformes, Mugilidae.
UGUAGUAAAAUAAAAUAAAAAAUAGUAUAAAAAAUACAUAAUUAGCAUAUGACCAAAUGUACAAUAGGACAGAAUAAUAUAUUUUCUAUAUGGAUAAUAGUAAGAUGAAAUUGUGAAUAACAUGGAGUAUGCAGAAGGGUGAGUUGUUGUAAAGUUGGAUGGAUUUUGGCAUGAAUGAAGAUAACGUUAAUGAUCCUAUGGCUAAUAUUGUUAUUUCUAACAUCUUCUUUUCACCCUCUAAGCCUGAAGAUCGUUUUUAUUUGCAGUUUGAACGCAUUUGAGGUCAUCCUGCAGUAGUUGAUGUCUUGAAUGCACCCUGAGAACAAUGGGGAGCGUUAGGACCCCGAGGCGUGGAAGGCUUCCCCCCCUCCGCCUCAUUAUCCAUUGAAUUGACAGCUCCAUCAGACGACCAGUUACACAGAGAUGUGAAUGGGGAGAAGGAGGUGGCUUGCUGUUCCGCUGUAGCGUCUGUCGAAGUUGUGUAAAAUUCCCAGGUUGUUUUAGCAAGGCAGAAGUUCACUGCGAUGCCUGUCAAACCCCACUGUUCCUUAUUCGACACAUUCUCUACCGGAUAGCAGGCGUGUGGAUUACUGCUCCAGUUAUUACACGGCAGGUCUCCGGAUCAGACAGAUUCACUGGUCCCACAGCUCAUUUCUCCGCUUGUCUCUCAUCUGUUUCGGACUCGUUAACAGCCGGUGCAGCUACAAGCUGUUUGCGGACUACGGGACCGGGGACGCACACGUGUAGGCUGUCUGGAUCCUCCGGUUCUCCCCCUGGAUAAAAGUUGUUUGGGAUUUCACUCGGAAGCGAUAAGAGACAGACGGGGACAGCAAUGUCGUUAAGCAGAAGCAUUGAGUUUGAACACUUUGAGGAGCGUGAGAAGCCGCACCGGACGCCUAGGACCACCUCGGGCUCCGGGUCUCAUUGCGGCUCCAGAGGCACCGCUCUGGUCCCCAGCCCCGCGCACAGCGCGCACUGCAGUUUCUACCGCACGCGGACUCUCCAGUCCCUCACGUCCGAGAGGAAAGCCAAAAAAGUGAGGUUUUACCGCAAUGGCGACAAGUACUUUAAAGGUUUGGUGUAUGCCGUGUCUAACGACCGCUUCAGGUCCCUGGACGCCCUGCUCAUGGAGCUCACGCGCUCCCUGUCAGACAACGUCAACCUUCCUCAAGGAGUCCGCACGCUGUACACGCUGGACGGGGGCAGGAAGAUCAGCAGCCUGGAUGAGUUAGUGGAGGGUGAGAGUUACGUAUGUGCCUCCAAUGAACCCUUCCGGCGCGUGGACUACACCAAGAUCGCCAACCCCAACUGGUCAGUGGGCAGCAAGACCGGUACGUCCCGGUCUCUCUCCUCUCUCUUCCCACUGAAGAGUGAGCUUCAGCGGGAGUCCAAGGACUUCAUCAAACCCAAGUUAGUCACAGUUAUUCGCAGCGGCGUCAAACCCCGCAAGGCAGUUCGGAUACUGCUCAAUAAGAAAACGGCACACUCCUUCGAGCAGGUUCUCACCGACAUCACGGACGCUAUCAAGCUGGACUCUGGAGCUGUGAGGAGACUGUACACUCUGGAAGGCAAGCAGAUCACCAGCCUGCAGGACUUCUUCGGGGAUGAUGAUGUGUUCAUAGCGUGCGGACCGGAGAAGUACCGUUAUGCCCAAGACGACUUUGUGUUGGAUCACAGUGGUAAGGCUUGCAGAGCCUUUAUGACUGAAUGCAGAGUGCUGAAGUCGUCGUACGGCCGCUCUGCUCCUCCAAACAGGACAGCUAAGAGCCCUGGACUGUCACGGCGCAGCAAGUCCCCCAGCGCAGCAAGGAGACCUGUCCACUACUCAACCAGCCAGUCCCCAAUCAAGUCCCCAGUAAAUGGAAUCUCAAGCAGCCAGAUCUCGACUCCUAAGUCCACCAAGUCGUCAACUCCAUCUCCCACCAGCCCCCGUCCCGUCCCCAGUCUUAAGAUCCCUCCGUCGCAUCACAUCUCCUCCUCCAAUGUAAAUGGCUCGUUGAACCAUCACCAAACCAGUCAACUGAGCCCAGAAGAGGUUAACGGGAACCAGUACUUGCCGGCCUCCAGCAUCGCGGAAAAAUACAAGGUCGGCAAGGUCAUUGGAGAUGGCAACUUCGCCGUCGUCAAGGAGUGUGUAGAGAGGUCCACAGGGAAGGAGUUUGCUCUGAAGAUCAUCGAUAAGGCCAAGUGCAGUGGAAAGGAGCACCUCAUAGAGAAUGAAGUUGCCGUGCUGCGGAAGGUGAAACACCCCAACAUCAUCAUGUUGAUAGAGGAGGUGGACACGUCCUCUGAGCUGUACCUGGUGAUGGAGCUGGUCAAGGGAGGGGACCUAUUUGACGCCAUCACGUCCUCCGCCAAAUACACGGAGAGAGAUGCCACCGUCAUGGUGUACAACCUCGCUGGAGCUCUGAAGUACCUGCACAGCAUGAACAUUGUCCACAGAGACAUUAAACCAGAGAACCUGCUGGUGUUUGAGUACCCAGACGGCACCAAGUCACUGAAACUGGGAGACUUUGGUCUGGCUACAGUAGUGGAGGGACCCUUGUACACCGUGUGUGGGACUCCUACGUACGUGGCUCCGGAAAUCAUUGCAGAGUCUGGAUAUGGUCUGAAGGUGGACAUCUGGGCUGCAGGUGUCAUCACCUACAUCCUCCUGUGUGGCUUCCCUCCGUUUAGAAGUGAGAAUAAUCUGCAGGAGGACCUGUUUGACCAGAUCCUUCUUGGGCGGUUGGACUUUCCCAGUCCUUAUUGGGACAACAUCACUGACUCAGCUAAGGAGCUAAUUGGAAAGAUGCUCCAAGUCAACGUCGAGGCUCGAUACACAGCGCAAGACGUCCUCUCACACCCGUGGAUCACGGACGACGCGGUCGUGGAGAACAACAUGCAGAUGGAGGUGACAGGUAAACUGAAGACGCACUUUAACACUGCGCCAAAGCUCGACAACACUGCAGCUGGAGUGUCGGUCAUCGUGAACACGGCGCUAGAUAAGGGGACCCUCCGGCUCACCGCCCGUUGCUGUCCAGGGCCACAGGCGGCGCCGUGUUCACCCUCGGUGGCCGGCAAGGAAGUUCCAUCUGCUCUCAAACCAGCUUCUCCAACCAAACAGGCACCAUGUGCCAAAGAACCAAAACCUAGCGAGCCGGCUUCCCCGACACAGACUCUUCAAGCACCGAAGGCUGGAGCUGCUGGUGGUGAUGGUGGUGGACCCGAUGCCGCGUCCUCUUCUGCACCUCCCUGCGCUCAUUCCCCCAGUGACAGCCACCCGUUAGCUGCUAAGCCCGAUGUGCCUACCUCACCCUCGCGUCCUCCCUCUUCACCACCAUCUCCCAGCAAACCGGCCCAAGACACCUCCUCUCCCACCAGAUCUGUCCAUCCCUCACCCGAACCCCAGCCCCUCCCCUCCCCUGGCUCCCCCCUCCAACCCGCCGUAGUCUUCCCGCUCUCCUCCCAGACGAAGCGAGAGCCACCUUCCCCCCCCUCCAUCCAUCCAACCCUGUUCCCCUCUCCUCCUUCCACACCUCCGAGAUCCACCACCCCGCCCUCUCCCGGUGGCCCCCCUCCUCCCGCUCUCCUGCUCCGCGAAGAACUUAGGCAGAAUUUGUAAAUCGGCUCCUCGUCCUCCUCUUUCCGUGAGCGUAAUGGAGAACGUGAGGAGGUUCAAUCGUUUCAGAUCUUCUUAGCUGUAAACUGAGCCAGUGAUGCUGAUGAUUAUCAUUUCCCUUCGUUCUGAUCCUGCUACACUUUGUGAGACGUUGGACACAAGGCAUUCUUCUGAGGAGUCUUCAGUUGUAUGUAAUAUGUAUGUUUAUUUAUUAAUGGAGGAUAAGGAGAACGAGAAUGAACUGUACAUCACUGUUUUGAGUGGUUUGUUUUAAGCCCGUGGCCCUUUCUGUAAAUAGUCCCUCAGUUCAAACACAUCCCGUCGUGAACUCCCGUUGCUUUAGAGGAGAUGUUAGCGCUUUAUAUUCACACAGUAACACGUGUAUUUGAGCAUAUCAGUACUCUGAAGUUGCCAGACUAACGGCCUAUAGUGUAGCUAUCGUGAUAGUAACAGCACAAGUACAGGUUACUGUUUACAGUGGGUGGACAAAAUAAAAGCAAUAACUAGAAUAGACACAGGAUGAAGCAAUAAGAAAAUAGAUAUUUCAGUUAUUUCUUUGUGUGUCUGCCGAGACUUAGAGUAGAAGUCCUACGGUUGUGCAUGUGUGAGUGCUCUCUGUGCUUUUACUCUAGUCACAAUUCAACAACAAUAAGAAGCAGCGCUUUCUUUAAACAGUUAAAAAGUAGUCAGUGGUUGGUCAGUGUUUUAAAUGGCUGCAGCUCUACAGAUUUUUUAUUUAUUUUUUUUAAAUCAGAAGUGUAAAAAUGGAGUCCUGCUAGAUCUAAAACAGUGUCUCUUGUAAAAACAAAUAUGCAACUAAUGGGAUUUCAAUGACAAACUGAUGCAGAGGCAUGAUGCUCUCCACACCACACACCUGCUCUGAAUGUCAUUAGAAGGAGGCUUUUCAAACUACAGCGGAGUGAUUGGUGGACAACGAACAAAUGGAUGUUAGGCAGAUCAGGAAGUUAAAAACAAAAAAAGGAUUAUUUUGCUAUUUCCAUAUUAUAAUGAAGUACAAAUGUCAUGUCUGAACAUGGCUGUGCAAAAGCAGAACUGCAAAUAAUGAAUUCCCAACAUCCUUAAUUGAAUACUUGGUAAUUAGCAACGUUAUGGCCGGUUACUCUUGAUAGAAUUCAAGUCAUAUUAAACUAGAAAAGUUAAUAAAUAAAGUUUCAACUGUAAAACUUGAUGAGCUUGAAUGAAUCCACUGAAAUGAUCAACAUGUUUUCAGACCAACUAGUAUCUAGUUAUGAGGUUUAAAUGAAGCAGAAUAAUCUGCCACAAACCUAAAACUUAACGUCCCCAUAUGAGGACGCGGGGUCUCGGGAAGUGAAGGGCUAUCAGGAUAACAAGGACUGCACUGAACCUAGGGGAAAAUCUGACCCCUUUUGACCAAUUCACUAACUAGUCAUCGUAUCAUUCAGUUUAAUUGGCACUACGUUGUAGUGGAAAAAAAUGUAAUUAUCCAGUAACUGGAGCACAAACAUAAUUCCACCCCUUGUCUAAUGGUAUUAAAACAGCAUAGAAGUAGAUCUACAUAAAUAAGCCACACACUUCAGGUAAAUAAUAUAUAUAUAUAUAUAUAUAUUUUUUUUCCAGAGAAAAGGUCAGUUUGGUGCAGUAGCGUAUAUUUUGUUUACCCACUGUAACCGACAUGCUCGCGCGUCGCUCGUUUUAUUUUAAAGUCGACACUGUAUUUGUACAUAGUGUGAUGAACCUAAGCUGUCCACCUGAAACUUGAAGGUUUGUAUUUGCUUACGUGUGUUUGAGCAGUUUUUAUAUAUGAACUGCUGUACAUAGAAACAGAGAAAUGAGAUCCAACAGGCAUUAAAACCAAAACCAGUGGUUUUCAUCAUUUUCCAACACAGACUGCUUACAGCUAACACAAAGGUAAUGUACAGAAAUUAAACGGCUGGUCUCCUGACAGCGCUGCACCGCUGCAUGAUACUCAACAACACUGAUUCAUUCAUUCAGAGCGUUUUGAGUCUGUUGGAUUUCUAAGAAUGAAUGUGUUGUCACGGCGACAGGUUACUCGGAGCUUAACGAUGCCUUUCUCAGAACCAGCUUGGCUUAAAAAAAAAAAUGUCCCCAAGUUCUGAAUCCUGAACAUUAAUUAAGGAGUGAUUUGUUUUAACCUGUGCAGCCUUUUAUCCCAGCUGUUGAUAAUGGGGCUAAACGUGCCUCUUUUCCCCUUCUUGACUUCUUUGUUGCAUGACUUCUCCUUUCCCACUUCCUGUUAAGACAACACCCUCACACAAAGUCAAGUUGGUACAUUUAAUUUCCCUCAUGUAUACGUAGGUAACAUAGAUUAUGCUUUGUCAUAGCGGUUUGUAAAAGGGAAAUUUGUAUGAAGAGACUGUUUUAAAUAGCUAGAUCAAACGUGUUAAACUGGAGUAAUGGUUUUUAUUUUUAGGCAUAGAACAACUGCUUUUAAUGCUCCACCACUGGAGCAGUUCACAACAACAACAACAAAAAAAUGGCAAUAAAGACUUCAAACCCGG